UACUGUGAAAGUGUACGACUCGAAUGCCGCGCGGGUCGUCCCUGCGCGUCACGUUAGCGAGUGUGUUCAAAAUCCGCUGGCUACGUCUGCCUUCUGAAAGUACUGGUAACCAGAAUGUACUAAAAAAAAGUUUAAUCGAGAAGACAUCUUCCUCUUUUUUAUUUAAUCGAUUGUACGGGAACAUCUGUUAUAAGAUAAUUCCUUAAAUGGCGGAAGAAGUGUUAUUAACGGCCCCAGGGAAAAUUACGUCGCACCUGACCUCCUCCCUGCUGGCUGUGGCCUUCCUCACCUCCUUCGGCAGCUCCAUGCUCUACGGCUUCAACCUGGCGGUGGUCAAUUCUCCUGCAGGAUACAUUAAGGACUUCUAUAACCGCACCACGGUGAGCCGCAAUGGCACGGGCAUGAGCCAGGAGGCGCUCACGCUCCUGUACUCCCUCACAGUGUCCGUCUUCGCCAUCGGGGGGCUGGUGGGCUCCCUCAUGGUCGGCAUGCUGGUCACCAGAUUUGGGAGGAAGGGCACUGUGUUGAACUCCACGGUGCUCGUCUUCAUCGCUGGCUCGCUGAUGGGGUUCAGCCGGAUAUGCGACUCCCCAGAAAUGGUCAUCUUAGGCCGCUUUAUCACAGGAAUACACUCAGGGAUCGCGCUCAGUGUGGUGCCCAUGUACCUCGGAGAGAUCGCUCCCAAAAACCUGAGGGGGUUCCUGGGCCUCAUGCCCAGCAUCUUCAUCUGCGUCGGGGUGUUCACCGCCCAGAUUCUGGGGCUCCAUGAGUUACUGGGACAGGAGGAGUACUGGCCUUUAUUCCUGGCUCUGGUGGUGAUACCCACUUUCAUCCAGUUGAUGCUGUUGCCAUGGUUCCCAGAAAGCCCCCGGUACUUGCUGAUAGAGAAGCACAAUGUCCAUGCCACCAUAACAGCGCUCAAGUGGUACCGCGCCAAGUGCAACCUGCAGGCUGAGAUCGAGGAGAUGCAGGAGGAGCAGCGCUCGCUGUCCUCGGUGCGGACGGUGUCCGUGCGGCGCCUCCUGGUGGACUCCUCCGUGCGCUGGCAGGUCCUCUCCGUGGUGGUCAUCAACAUCGGCAUGCAGCUGUCCGGCAUCGAUGCGAUCUGGUUCUACACCAAUGACAUCUUUGAGAAAGCUGGAAUCCCCGCCCCUCAGAUCCAGUACACCACAGUCGGGACAGGAGCCAUCGAGGUGGUCGCAGGCCUCAUUGGGUGUUUCACCAUCGAACAUCUGGGCAGGAGGCCGCUGAUAAUCGGAGGCUUUGGGUUCAUGGGACUGUGCUGUGCCGGGAUCACGUUCUCUCUGGUCCUGCAGGAGCACGUCUCUGUCAUGCGCUACGUGAGCGUUGCCUGUGUGGUGGGGAUCAUUGCUGGGUUCUGUAUAGGGCCAGCGGGUGUCCCGUUCCUGAUCACUGCGGAGCUGUUUAAGCAGUCUCACCGUCCCGCUGCCUACACCGUGGGGGGGGCCCUCAACUGGAUGUCCAACUUCACUGUGGGCUUCGUGUUUCCCUUCCUGCAGAUGUCGGCCGGGGCCUACUGCUACCUCGUCUUCUCUGGGGUCUGUCUGGCCGUGGCCACCUAUGUGUUCCUCAUUAUCCCUGAGACUAAGAACAAGACCUUCAUGGAGAUCAGCCAGCUCUUUGCCUCCAAGGAGUCUGUGAUGGAGAGCCAGGGGCCCGGGAACUCUGACCAGCUCAAGCUCCGGAAGAUGAACGGCUAUGGAGCCCUGGAGAACGGAUCUGUGGAGUUCGACAGCUCUAUGUCCUGUCCCUGAGAGAGAGAGAGAGGGUGGGGGGGGGGUGGUGUGAGAGUGAGAGAGAGAGAGAUGGAAUGAGAGAGUGAGAGAUUUUCAGCAAAGCAAUGCGCACUGUUGCAAGUUUGUUUCUGUGUCUUUAUGUGAAUGUAGGGAGUGGCGCUGGGGAAGGAGGAAGCGUGAUGCUCUUACAGCUCACCUUUCUAUCAGCACUGCUUCAUGAGACAUCACACUUUGGCAAUUUACAUUUGACCAUAAAAGUGUACUUUACGCACGUUUAAAUAAAAGCUUUAAAAAGAUGUUCAGCACAAUGUUCAUGAAAGUAUCCUUUGCCAGGUAUUCCAAGCAAGCUAAAUACCUUUAGUUCUUUUAAGAUGUUUGUGGAAGGUGCCAGUGAACAACUGAUUAGUGAGGUUUGUUCAUACAAACAUUUUUCAAAUGCAAGUGUUAUUUACAGAAGCUUUUAAUUUGACAAGGUCACAGGAGAGCCACCGCAAACUCUGGGACCUGCUUCUACACACAUUUGUUUCUUUCGUAAUUAAUUUCUGUCAGGUAAUUAAUUUUUAUGGAAAUCUAGUGUACAUUUCAGAGUUUUUAGAUUUUCAAUCAAGCUGCUAUUAUUCCAUAGCUUCGCUUCAGCCCUCCAAACAUAUCUUGAGCAGUGUGUAUGUAAGUCCGAAAUUGAAAUUGAUUUUUGUACCGUACACGCAUACAUUCUAAUGGGUUCAGAACUGCAUAUUGCAUAUGGUGCUGCUUAUGUGAUCUUUCUGUUAACAGUACAGCAGAUGCUUUUCGGGUGCCUUGACGUUUACAAAGGUCACAGUAUCCCAGCUGCUUGCGUGACCUGUUUAUGAGUAGGUCUUUAGAUUGUUUUACAAUGUUGGAUUUUAACAAAACUUUUUGUACUCACAUUACAACAGUGGGAAUGAUUUCUCACAUGUGCCUUUGAACAUUUGAUUAAUAUUUUAUUCCAAUAUUGGAACGAUACUCUGGUGAGUCAUUUUGUUCUGUAUCGCUAAAAUGUGCAAAUAGAUGUUUAACCACCACCAGCAGUCUUAAGAGCUGUUAUGUGUGUGUCUUGUCCAGCCAUAUUCAUUUUAAGCUCAAUUUUUCUUUAUUUUUACAUGCCUGCAUAUACUUUCUGUUCUAUUAAAAUCUUCCAUUAAUAUUUAAUACCUUGUUGUGAGACUCGUGUGAUGAGAAUAUGUAGUCUACGAGAAGACCCUGCAUCCGAGUCUUCUGUGAUCUUUUCAGAGUGAAAGUGUUGUGCGUGUGACAGAGUUUGGUUUGGUCAGCCUUGGUAGGGAACAGUCUGUCAUUAUUACCAGGCGAUCCCAGGUUAGCGUCUGUGUCAGUCAUUGUUCCCUUCCUUUGAUUGGCUGAGCUUCAGUACCACUGCUGAAGUUAUCUGUAACCAUGACCGGAGGCUUUAGAUACCAGCCAAACAUGUUCAGGAUAUCAUGGAGUAAAAUGUGUUUUAUGCAAUCUUGUUUUUAAAAAAAAGAUUUAAAAAAAUAAAUGCCAUGUAUAUAUACAGCAUUUGUUAUACUUAUAUAUGCAAAUGCAUAUACCUACAUCUGUGCUGGAUAAUGUAUAUUUUAAAAUACUUUAUUAUGAGGCUAUUCAAAACUGUAAAUUACAAAUAAAAACUUUCUGAACACA
This is a messenger RNA of Anguilla rostrata (American eel), 3416 nucleotides long. It is a transcript of the gene slc2a15a, whose product is annotated as solute carrier family 2 member 15a. Bases 207 to 1775 code for a protein of 522 amino acids. Gene Ontology annotation, molecular function: hexose transmembrane transporter activity. The transcript is spliced from 12 exons. Gene Ontology annotation, biological process: monosaccharide transmembrane transport. The record is from RefSeq and is a predicted model, not a curated record. NCBI's taxonomy places the organism in Eukaryota, Metazoa, Chordata, Actinopteri, Anguilliformes, Anguillidae. Gene Ontology annotation, cellular component: plasma membrane.